Meira miltonrushii is the source of this 1170-nucleotide messenger RNA. RefSeq lists its product as uncharacterized. Lineage: Eukaryota; Fungi; Basidiomycota; Exobasidiomycetes; Exobasidiales; Brachybasidiaceae. The coding region runs from base 1 to 1170 and encodes 389 amino acids. The record is from RefSeq and is a predicted model, not a curated record. The transcript has 2 exons.
AUGUUUCUGAUCUGGUAUAUAGCAUUAAUUUGCGUUCAACAUGUCGUACAAGGUACUGGUGAUGACCAAAAUUAUCCAUCCGGUAGGGGAACUUCUGCAGAAUCUGACUUUGACUGGACGAGUUUCAUCGAUUGGCCUUCAUCACCCGAGACAGUACCGAAGGAGAUACCUGCGAGCGUAUCGUACGAGCACCACGCACCCGAACCGAGUAAGCCUACAUCACAAUCGAAAGGCCUAGAUCGGGAAAGGAAAAAAGCAUACAAUCAUGAAUACUAUCAAAAACAAAAAAGUGACCCUCAAUUAUGGAGAAAAAGACUUGAUGAUCAAAAACUUAACAGACUCAUCAAAAUCAAGAGGGAAACGGCUUAUUUGGCAAGACUAAAUCAAGAAGACAGGGAAGCAAUUUUGAGGGAAAGAAAGGAAAAGAGGAAGCAAAGAUUAUUGAAAGCAAAGAAUACAUCUAUCGAAAAAGAGAAGAAGCUCGGCGGGCAAAAACGUGAUCUGAGCCCUGAAGCGAAAAAGAGAAGACGAGCUAUCAAUCGGAAAGCUGUACAGAAGUAUCGUAAAAACCUAAAAGAGCGAGCAAGCAGUCAGCAAAAUGGUAACACUGCUUUUGCGUCAGAUGGGGACAGACAGGCGUCUUCUCCAGCUAGUGAGGAGGGAAGCGCUGGCUCAAACUUUGAUUGGAUGACGUUGAUCGAUUGGGCUUCAUCACCCAAAACAACUUCCGAGCAAAUAGAUCAAGCUCAAUCAACGGAUCACCCUACACCUCAGCCGGACCAAAGACAUCGAGACCGGGCCAAAAUGCGGGCUUACAAUAAUGACUACUAUCUCAAGUAUAGAAAAAAUCCUGACUUAUGGAAGACAAGGCUAGAAGGUCAAAAGCUCAACAGACUCAAAAAUAUGAAGAAGAAGAAGGCAGCAUUCGAACAAUUAAGUCAGGAAGACAAGGAAGCAAUUUUAACGAAACAAAGGCAAAAGCGAAAGGAGCGAUAUCUUAGAGAUAAAAGUAAGAACAUAAAGCUUAGCGGAGCAAAAUCGUUUAUCCGUGAUCUAAGUCCUGAAUCCAAAAAGAGAAGACGAGCUAUAAAUCGGGAAGCAUCAAAGCGAUAUCGUAGAAAUUUAAAAGAACGAGCAAGAAAGCAACAAGAUGAUAAUCCUGCAGAAUAG